CACUUGCGUUAGGAGAGUAAAAUGUGUUUGACAGGAAUCUGAACGAGAGGAGGGGGCGGCAGCACACGAGUGGAAAUCCGCACCUUCAAGAGAUCGCCAUCACUUUACCCCACCUCGUCAAUCAGUCGCGGGCAGUCCGUUAACCGUGGGAAAGCGAAUGCGGUGAAUAAUUUGGAGGCUCAGCAACAGGGCACACAGAGUACAGGAUGCCCCUGACUCUAUCAACCCCGCGCGCGGGGAGCUCCCGCGACUAGCGCCGCGCAAAGUAUCCAAAAGGAGAAUGCGAAUGGUUAGAGAUCACAGGAUUCAAUUAAUAUGGAAACGAUGUAACUUCACCGCCGCAUUGCAUAUAGCUCGGGGAAACAGGUUAGAAAGUAGUAGAUAGCUAAAUAGGGCGCAUUUUGCCAUCAUACAUGCAAACUUACUCAUCAUCAAGCUCAACUAGCCUGUAGUUGGCUGCAACAAAAGGAACAGCUGCUCAUCAGUGUCUUCAGAUACCAAAGAAGACAGAAUUAAAGAUGUUACGGAGGAGGCUCAACCGAUUGUGUGGAGGAGAUGAGAAGCGAGUGGACAGCAGGACAAUCUAUGUAGGACAUCGGCCAUGUCCCGACCCAGAGGCCUUCAUCCCCUCCAAAUUCUGUGACAAUAGGAUUGUGUCCUCCAAGUACACCGUUUGGAACUUCCUGCCAAAGAACCUAUUCGAACAGUUUAGAAGAAUUGCUAAUUUUUACUUCCUCAUCAUAUUCUUGGUGCAGGUGAUUGUUGAUACCCCAACCAGCCCCGUGACCAGUGGUUUACCUUUGUUUUUUGUCAUCACAGUGACGGCCAUCAAACAGGGUUAUGAGGACUGGCUGCGGCACAAAGCAGACUACGAGGUGAAUAAGUACCCGGUGACGGUGUUAGAGGACGGGCGGUCAGUGAAGAAGGAGAGCGAGAGGAUCAAGGUGGGCGAUGUGGUUGAAGUGGUGGAGGACGAGAUCUUUCCCUGUGACCUGAUACUGUUGCAGUCCACUCGAGAAGAUGACACUUGUUUUGUCACCACAGCCAGCCUGGAUGGAGAAUCCAACCAUAAAACACACUACACGGUGCCAGACACAGAGAAGGACCUACAGGCUCUCUCUGCCACCAUUGAGUGUGAACAACCCCAGCCUGACCUCUACAAGUUUGUGGGCCGAAUGCACAUUUACAAGGCGGAGCAGGAACCAGCAGUAAGAUCUUUGGGCCCAGAGAACCUUCUCCUCAAAGGUGCUACGUUGAAAAACACCAAGAAGAUUAAUGGUGUCGCAGUAUACACAGGCAUGGAGACAAAGAUGGCACUCAACUACCAGGGCAAAUCUCAGAAACGAUCAGCUGUUGAAAAAUCCAUCAAUGCCUUUCUGUUGGUGUACCUGUGUAUCCUCAUCAGUAAAGCUGUGGUGUGUACUACACUAAAGUACGUAUGGCAGAGCAAAGAAGGUCAGGAUGAGCCCUGGUACAACCAGAAAACGCAGAAGGAGAAAGACACUAAUAUGUAUUUGAAGAUGUUUACAGACUUCCUCUCCUUCAUGGUCCUUUUCAACUUUAUAAUCCCCGUGUCCAUGUACGUCACUGUGGAGAUGCAAAAAUUCCUGGGCUCUUUCUUUAUCACUUGGGAUAAAGACUUCUUUGACCCGGAGAUCCAAGAGGGCGCGCUCGUCAACACUUCAGACCUCAAUGAGGAACUUGGCCAGGUGGAAUAUGUAUUCACAGACAAGACGGGCACACUGACCCAGAACAACAUGGAGUUCAUCGAGUGCUGUAUAGACGGCUUCCAGUACAGACACGGAGACGAGCUGGACGGCUUCACUGUGACUGACGGGCCUGUGAGUAAACUGCAGCAGAAGGCUGGACUGGAGAAAGAAGAGUUGUUUCUGCGGGCCCUGUGCCUUUGCCACACGGUGCAGGUCAAGGAGGACGGAGCGGAGGAAACUCCUAGGGACCAAGUUGAUGGUGUAGAUGGGAUGUUUCCUCAGCCAGAGGAGGAAAGAUGUUUCAUCGCAUCUUCUCCUGAUGAGAUCGCACUGGUGAAAGGAGCCAUGAGAUAUGGCUUCACCUUUCUUGGUUUGGAGAGUAAGAGCAUGAAGAUCAAGAAUAGGCAAAAUGAUAUAGAGGAGUAUAAAUUGCUCCAUGUCCUAAACUUUGACCCAGUCCGACGGAGAAUGAGUGUCAUCGUGCAGACCAAAUCAGGGGAGACGCUGCUUUUCUGUAAGGGAGCCGAUUCCUCCAUCUUCCCAAGAGUCAAACCAGAGGAGGUGGACAGGAUUCGGUUGCACGUUGAGCGAAAUGCAACGGAGGGUUACCGUACACUGUGUGUAGCCUUUAAGCAGCUGAGUGCUGAGGAGUAUGCCGUGGCAGACGCUGGGCUGAGGGAGGCGAGACUGGCUCUUCAGGACAGGGAGGAGAAACUCAUGGCCAUUUAUAACCAAGUGGAGACGGACAUGAGUUUGAUUGGAGCGACCGCUGUAGAGGACCGACUUCAGGAAGAGGCAGCGGAGACCAUGGAGGCCUUGCAGGGUGCAGGGAUAAAAGUUUGGGUGCUGACGGGGGACAAAAUGGAGACUGCCAAGUCCACCUGCUAUGCCUGUCGCCUGUUCCAGAGGGGUACGGAGCUACUGGAACUGACUGUGCGGACACUGGAGGAUGGGAGGACAAAGCGCGAGGACAAACUUCUUGAGUUGUUACGGGACUACCAUAGAAGAGCAGUGCAGGAUGCCCCACCUGUCAAAGCAGGGGUCACCAGGAGUUGGUCUACAGCAAAUCAGGAGUACGGCUUCAUCAUAGAUGGUGCUACGCUGACGUUGUUGAUGAACCCACCCCGUGAUGCAGAUGCCAGCCUGUACAGGAGCCUCUUUCUGCAGAUCUGCCAGAACAGCACUGCCGUGCUCUGCUGCCGCAUGGCACCCCUGCAGAAAGCUCAGAUCGUGAAGAUGGUGAAGAACUCCAAAGGCUCCCCAAUCACUCUCUCCAUUGGCGAUGGGGCCAAUGAUGUUAGCAUGAUUCUUGAGGCACAUGUGGGCAUUGGUGUUAAAGGUAAGGAGGGUCGUCAAGCUGUGAGGAACAGUGAUUAUGCCAUCCCUAAACUCAAGCACUUAAAGAAGCUUUUGCUGGCUCAUGGGCAUCUCUACUAUGUGCGCAUUGCUCAUCUUGUUCAGUACUUCUUUUAUAAGAAUCUUUGCUUCAUAUUACCUCAGUUCCUUUACCAGUUUUUCUGUGGAUACUCUCAGCAGCCCUUAUACGACGCAGCCUAUCUGACGAUGUACAACAUCUGCUUCACCUCCAUGCCCAUUCUGGCCUACAGCCUGCUGGAACAGCACAUGUCCAUAGAGGUUCUGCUGGACAAUGCCACCCUCUACAGAGAAAUAGCCAAAAAUGCCAUGUUACGCUGGCGCCCCUUCCUCUACUGGACAGUAUUAGGAAUUUUUCAGGGUCUCAUGUUCUUCUUUGGUGUCCGUUUCCUGUUCAGCAAUCCAGCACUGCAGGAUAAUGGGCAGGUCUUCGGAAACUGGUCUUAUGGAACAAUUGUCUUUACAGUCCUUGUUUUCACUGUGACAUUGAAGCUGGCUCUAGACACGCGGCACUGGACGUGGAUCAACCAUUUUGUGAUCUGGGGCUCAUUGGCCUUCUAUGUUUUCUUCAGUUUCUUCUGGGGAGGCAUCAUAUGGCCGUUUUUGAAGCAGCAGCGUUUGUACUUUGUGUUUGCUAACAUGCUAAGUUCAGUGUCUGCCUGGCUGGUUAUCAUCAUCCUCAUUCUCCUCAGUCUUCUGCCAGAGCUCCUUUUGGUGGUCCUCCGCAAGCCCAGAGGCCCCCAUUCACGACAGAAAAAGCCGGGUCAGUCGAAUGUUGGGGGCAGCCAUUCCUCUCAGUCUUCAGCCAGACCCCUGCUCAUGAGAACCUUUUCAGACGAGUCCAAUUCUGUCAAAUGAACAGCUGUCAGAGGAAACUUCAACUUACACAGACAGAUGGCUGCUGUCACACCCCUCUCCUAUAAGCAUCUGAUGGAGCGCUACUGAUGGGCACGGACAGCUUUGGGUUAAGACUCCUGAUGGGACCCUCGCAUCUUCCAGGGUCGCUACCCUUCCUCCUGCCUGUUUAAAUGAAACAUGACAAUGGAACCACCAUAAACUGCUCAGACCAGGCCUUGAUCCAGCAGUCCUCUUUCCACCUUUUCUGUCAUGUCCUUUCACUUCUCUCAAAGCGUCUCAUCCCAGAACGAUUCCACGUGAACUGUUUUCACAACGUUUUCUGCCCUGCCCUACUGCCAUACUCUCAUAUUGAACCAUACCGGGAUAAAUGUGUCGCUGGAGAUGUUGUCUGUAGCGCUCAACUGCUGCAGAAUGUACCGACCCUGGUUCAUUAUUUAUUGGCUCUCUUGCAUGAUCCCC
Rhinichthys klamathensis goyatoka is the source of this 4400-nucleotide messenger RNA. It is a transcript of the gene atp11c, whose product is annotated as ATPase phospholipid transporting 11C. The record is from RefSeq and is a predicted model, not a curated record. Gene Ontology annotation, cellular component: recycling endosome; trans-Golgi network; plasma membrane. NCBI's taxonomy places the organism in Eukaryota, Metazoa, Chordata, Actinopteri, Cypriniformes, Leuciscidae. The transcript has 31 exons. Gene Ontology annotation, biological process: phospholipid translocation. Gene Ontology annotation, molecular function: magnesium ion binding; ATP hydrolysis activity; ATP binding. Bases 519 to 3941 code for a protein of 1140 amino acids.